GGUCCUCUUGGCAAGUCACAUCUCCCGUGUUCUAGCCUGUAAAUCGUACAGGGGCUCUGUCACGCCCGGAGCGAACUUCUCUGGGGUUUUUCGAUAACCAGCCCUGGACCCCCUACUGUGUAUUUUCGACCAACCCUAUCAAGCCGCGUAACAGAGCAGAAUAGGCUGGCCACCUACUACCUUACUUAUUGCUCUGCAGUCCCAACACAAAUCAUCCCUGACCCGUGUGGGUUGAUCAGCGACUAGGAUGCCCGGGCAUUUCGUCAUGUUCCUAAGUCUUAGUGCUGGCCCGUGAGCUGAACCCUCCUCGAGAGAUCAGAUACAUUACUGGGGGGCAGGCGUCUGUCAUCUCGUUACCGGGUUUCGGAGACUUCGAGCAAUCGUCUCUAACGCUAUUUAUUCCCCGUCUUCGCUAGCCUUCUCAGACAAAUUGGGACAUAAGGAAUCCAUCAGCACUACUGUCUGAUCCUACUGGAUCAGUACUGCUCUUAAUUACCCUCUAGUGUCGCUUCCAAGUUCAAGAACACGAUGCUCUGAGCCUUUACUGUCUCUAGUCAACGAAACACAAGAAGUCUGCGGCCUGUGUUACAUUUAAUCUCGUCUUCGUUUCGAAAACUUCAACUCACUGUUUUCUCCCAUUGUUGCUACCACUACCACUGCUAGCACCAAUUCAACAUUUACUACCUCUCGCCAUGUCAGGGACGGCUUCUCCACGCAGCGGUCGACCGCUAACGACAUCGUAUGUGGAUUUGAUGAAGCCUGACGAGGAUUGGAGAAAUCUGCCCGAUGCAGCUGAGAGGAGGAAAAUCCAGAACCGCCUCGCCCAGCGAGCGUAUCGACGGAAUAUGAGGGAUAGGACUAAAGAGGUGGAGAGGUUGAAGAAGCAGCUGCAACAGCUCCAGCAAUCCAUGAGUGCAGACCCCUCGACUACGCCGCCGCCUGAGCACGAGCUCCCUUCCGGCGGUAGGAGCCCAUCCAGCAUGGGAGACGCCCACGCUCAGAACGCCGAUAUGGCAGCAUCAGCAACUACGCCCAAUGGGACGCGGCGGAUGAGCGAUUACCUCCAAACUUGGCCUCAUGCCGCGGGCUCGGAACAGCUGAGUGGACUCGGACUCACGACGGACGGGGAGAAUCCUCUUGGAUUCGAUACUGCCUCCUAUUUUCACCAGGUCCACGGUUCGAAUGAUGUCGUGACAGAUCUGCCUUCUACGGGCCGACGAGCUCGUGCCGUCACAACUAACGUUUCUUCCACACCUAUACAGCAUCCGCCUCACCUACGCAGCCACAGCAUACCCCCAAUCUACACAUCUACCUGUCCCAGCCCCAUGCCGUGGGGACAAGGAGCCGCAGCAGAAAGCCACGACGGGCUUCGAGUAUCUACAAAUUUCGGCGUAUAUAACAGCACGGAGGAGAUGUCCAUGUACCACCCGGAAUCCACAUAUCAAUUAGACGAUGGGGUCACACAUAGCACCACUGCGUAUGCGACUUCGCCAGAUUCAGAUCUCAACAGCCCCGCGGGCUGGUCACCGCUAGACCGGAAAUCGGGUGGUGGCGCACGGCCGAGUAGCUCAUCACUAACAUCGGCGUUCCUGGCGUCCGCUAAUAGCGUCGUGGACGGUAUGACAGAUAUGCAGCACGGGUCCUCGUUCCCCGAGACGACGGCACCAUUGCUGCACUUCGCGGUCGCAGGUGGCCACAUCGACACGCUGAGACUACUUCUCCAACGUUACGAUGUCAAUGUCAAUAGUCGUGACAAUGCCGGUUACACGGCAUUGCAACGUGCUGUCAUGGCCGGACGUACAGAUAUGGCAGCCCUGCUUCUCGAGCGCGGGGCCAUCGUCGAUGGCGACGAUAGCUGGACCGUUGAACUUACGGGCCAUCACGCCAAGAUGGAGACCCAAUGACCAAGCCAAUGGAACCCACACCCAUCUCUUGUUUUUUCGCCAACCUAUCAUAAAUAAAUGGACGAUCAAGCGGAGUGUACGUUAACGAGCCUUUUCUUACCCUCUCAAUCGGGUCUCGAAUUCCUCCGCCUACUGUUAUGCUGUAUCUACUUAAUGUAGCAGUCUACGAUGGGGUCUAUCAUAUCAUAUCAUAUCAUGUUCUGUUUUGUUUUGUUAUGUUAUAUGUGUGUGUUGGUUUUUUUCCCUCUCAG
Messenger RNA from Annulohypoxylon truncatum, 2155 nucleotides. RefSeq lists its product as uncharacterized. Gene Ontology annotation, molecular function: protein binding. Lineage: Eukaryota; Fungi; Ascomycota; Sordariomycetes; Xylariales; Hypoxylaceae. The transcript is spliced from 3 exons. The record is from RefSeq and is a predicted model, not a curated record. The coding region runs from base 693 to 1904 and encodes 403 amino acids.